Mastomys coucha (southern multimammate mouse) is the source of this 459-nucleotide messenger RNA. Its product is annotated as ubiquitin-conjugating enzyme E2-24 kDa-like. The record is from RefSeq and is a predicted model, not a curated record. The annotation marks the transcript as partial. The transcript has 2 exons. NCBI's taxonomy places the organism in Eukaryota, Metazoa, Chordata, Mammalia, Rodentia, Muridae.
AUGGACUCAGGCGGAGGGAUCCACGGCGGCCGAGGAGGCGGCGCUGAGCCUACGAGGAAGAGGCAGCUACGGAGGCGGCGGCUGGGGCAGCAGCGCAUAAAGGGGCCGCCGCCGGGUGAUGCGGUGACCGCUGCGGCGGGCCCAGAAGCUGAGUGGGCCUCGGCCCUCAGCUCGUCGGAUCCGCGCUCCGGAGCUUACCCGUCUUCUCCGGUCGACUCGGUCUCAAGCCCCCUCGCCCCUUCCCCGCCCCUCUCCCGUCCCCGUUCCCUCCCCGGGGGGCGGUCGCCACCGUUUCCCACCAUGGCUCUGAAGAGAAUCCACAAGGAAUUGAAUGACUUGGCUCGAGAUCCUCCUGCACAGUGUUUAGCAGGUCCUGUUGGAGAUAAUAUGUUUCAUUGGCAGGCUACAAUAAUGGGGCCAAAUGACAGCCCCUAUCAGGGUGGAGUAUUUUUCUUGACA